Messenger RNA from Fusarium pseudograminearum CS3096, 1155 nucleotides. RefSeq lists its product as uncharacterized. The record is from RefSeq and is a predicted model, not a curated record. NCBI's taxonomy places the organism in Eukaryota, Fungi, Ascomycota, Sordariomycetes, Hypocreales, Nectriaceae. The coding region runs from base 1 to 1155 and encodes 384 amino acids. The transcript has a single exon.
AUGGACAACACUCCCAAGGCCCGGCUACCUCCCGAGGUUAUCAUGUCAAUCGUUGAGAGUUUGAUUCCAGAAACUACCUCUCAUAGUCGGCCGAUUUUCCCCGCCUCACAUCUCGUCACAAAGACGCUCCUCGACUUGAGACUGGUCUCCAAAGCAGUUUAUUCUAUCGCAUCCCGGCUCCUUUGGCAAAAUUGCCUCCGAAUAGAAUCGACAAAAACUCUGCACCUUUUUUGUGACUUCAUCUCGCGGGAAAGUGUCACCGGUCGGAUGCCGUGCGAAGCGUAUGGCUCUACUAGGCUAUUUCUUGCUCCCUUCAACAGCCCCUCUUUUUGCCUCCGUUGGGGAAACCCCACCGAUGGAGAGGCACGCGAAGAAGCUAUCAAUCCCUCAGUGGACAAGUAUCCUCCCUGGUUUCACGCACUCAAGGACGAGAAGACAGCCGAGGCUGUGAAGAAGGUUCUUAUCACAUUGGCCCCAGUUCUCAAAGCUAUCAUUGUGGACCUGCCUCUUAAGUCUCUAUAUCAUGAAAAUUACCAUCCAGUCCAAAAUCUUCUGAGAGAAGGGUUUGAGGCGCUUGUCAAUGUCGAAGAGCUUGUCAGCAUUUAUGGUGAGCUUUCUUGGGACAUCGCAUGGGACCGCAGCGAGCCAGAGAUUUGGACCAAAUGGCCAAAGCUCCAGCGUUUAGCUCUCCACAAUGUCCAGAAUGGACCUCAACUGUGGAAGAACAUGAUCCUAUGCCCUGAAUUGGAAAUGGUUGUUCUUCCACAUGCGGAUUUUCGAGAUUCACAGAUGGAGCCGACUGACGUGUCUGCCGUGAACAUCAAAGACGACUGGUCUAGAGCGUGGACCGAAGCGACCUCUCAACAGACAAUGAGUUUCGAGGACAGAAUACCAUACCAGGGACGAGAAGUCCUCAUAGCGUUCUGUGAAUCGCUCACUGGCCUUCCCAGUUUCGACGCAUUUACCGAUAGUUGGGAAAGGCUGGACCCAGAUAAUCGCAUCUGUAUCACGGCUAUGCCACCCUAUCAGCAACACCACCCGGACUACGAGCACAAUCUCAUGAUUUUACGCAGUACCUGGAUGAAAGACCGUGCUUUGAGGGGCUUACUGUGGGAUGAUGUAUAUAGGUACGCUGUGGUUAAUUUGGAAGAGUGA